This is a messenger RNA of Pelmatolapia mariae (spotted tilapia), 3658 nucleotides long. Its product is annotated as gastrula zinc finger protein XlCGF57.1-like. Gene Ontology annotation, molecular function: DNA-binding transcription factor activity, RNA polymerase II-specific; RNA polymerase II cis-regulatory region sequence-specific DNA binding. Gene Ontology annotation, cellular component: chromatin; PcG protein complex; transcription regulator complex. The transcript has 2 exons. Lineage: Eukaryota; Metazoa; Chordata; Actinopteri; Cichliformes; Cichlidae. Gene Ontology annotation, biological process: regulation of transcription by RNA polymerase II. Bases 212 to 1834 code for a protein of 540 amino acids. The record is from RefSeq and is a predicted model, not a curated record.
GUGUCCGUGCCGAUGCCUGCUCAAAAACCAGCGGAGACGGCAACAAAUCUUUUAACAAAAGGAUUCAGGAGAGUGGAUUCCCUGUUGGAGUCUGCAUCCCGCUCUUAUAUAAUACAUCCACGGAUGAAGAAGCAGGACAGAAAAAUGAAGCCAGCGCUUCUUUAACUGUGAGCGGAGGUGAUCGGUCCUGCGCAGGCCUGGUUCAUCUCAAAUGAGCCUCCAGUUUAUUUCAAAGAACAGAACAAAUGCGGGCACCAUGAACGAAGAGGAAUAUUGUCAGCAGCACGACACUGAAAGUGUUCGUUUUAAAGACAACCCGGGCAGUAAACCGCUGGGAGUCCAUCAACAGCUGGAUGUAAAGCAGACAGAUGAUAUCUCACAACUGUUGGCAAUUAAAGAGGUUCCCCCUGAAUGGAGCCCCACCUCAGAUCCGCAAGACCCAGAGGUCAUCCAAAUAAAAGAGGAGCAGGAGGAGCUCUGGACCAGUCAGGUGGGAGAGCAGCUAAAUGGGGUGCAGUUGGCGGAUAUCUCCAGGUUUCCAGGCCAUGCUGUCAGUGUGAAACAUGAAGACAGUGACGAGAAAUCUGAGUAUUCACAAUGUUCUCAAAGAAAAACUAAAUGCAACAGAGAAGCAGAGGCUUUAACUGCCCCCCCAGCUAAAGGAAUAAAAAUGGAAACUGAUGGUGAUGACUGUGGAGGACCGGAAUCAGCUAGAAGUCCAUAUCAAGAUAUUUAUAUACAUCCAAAUGGUGAUGAAAAGGCUUCCAGCUUAUCUGAGACUGAAGUCAGUAUUAAUGAUGAUGAUGAUGACUAUUAUUGGCAGGAGCCUUUAUCAGACUCUGGACCUGACACUGAAGACAGUGACAGUGACUGGAAGGAAACCAGGACACCUGAAUUAGGUGUAAAUAGUGACAAAGGACAAGACAGUUCUAAAGUAUCUGAAUGUAAUAAAACUUUUCUUUGCAAACAGUCACUUCAGGGAGAGAGGGGAAGAAUGUCUUCCUCUGGUUUGGCUAAAAAGAAAUGCUUUACAGUAUCACAAAAUGAUGAUUCAUCAGUGGCAGUACGCACCGGAGAGAAACCAUUUGGCUGUGACGUUUGUGGACAAAGGUUCAACCAAAAAACACAUCUAAACACUCACAUAAGAAUUCACACGGGAGAGAAACCCUUUUGUUGUGAUUUUUGUGGACAGCGCUUUAACCAGAAAACACAUCUUAAGAUCCACAUGAGAAUUCACACGGGAGAGAAACCUUUUGGUUGUGAUAAUUGUGGCAAAAGAUUUAGACACCAAUGCACUCUCAAAAUACACAUGGCAGCUCACACAGGGGAGAAACCAUUUACCUGUGACGACUGUGGUAAAAGAUUCAGUCAUCAGAAAAUUCUGAAGGCGCACAUGACAAUUCACACAGGAGAGAAACCAUUUCACUGUGAUGAAUGCGGUAAAAGUUUUAGCCAACAGGGAAUUCUGAAGGCGCAUAUGACAGUGCACACAGGAGAGAAACCAUUUGGUUGCAGUAGAUGUGAUAAAAAGUUUAGACUACAUAGUGAUCUCACAGCACAUAUGAGAGUCCACACAGGAGAGAAACCAUUUGGUUGUGAUAAGUGUGGUAAAAGAUUUAGCCAAAAGGGAUGUCUGCAGAGACACCUUAGACUCCACACAGGAGAAAAGCCGUUCAGUUGUGACGACUGCGGAAAACAAUUUAAGCGAAAGACACACCUUAAAGCACACAUGACAGUUCACACAGGAGAUAAACCAUUUGGCUGUGAUGUCUGCGGCGUAACAUUUUCACGACAGGGAACCCUGAAGAGACACAUGAGGGUCCACACACGAUAGAAACUGUAAAGUAACAGGGUUUUGUCCAAAAUAUUGGUAAAGUGUGUUGGCGCAGAUCAGAGCAGUGGAUUUCCUUUAUGGCACCGUGAUAACUGAGAGUGUAGGUUGAUACCUCUCAGACAGGUCUACUGUAUUCCACUGUCUCUCUUCUGAAGCUUAAGCAAAAAUGCAUAAGGGGAAAAUAUCCUAGAGAAUGAUGAGGUAAAUGAUGAUGCUGACAAAAUGUUAACAUCCAUGGGAAGAAGUAAAUUCUCCCCAGUCACAUGUGAUGGUAGAGUGAAACAACUUUUACAAGUUAAGAAUGCAUUGCUCAAAAAAAAAGAAAAGAAAUACUUUUUAAUCAGAGUAUAGAAUUAAGUCAGUUAAACCACUGGGAUAUUAACCCGGUCAGUCAAGUAGCAGAGGGGGUUAUUAGUCAGUGUUAAUGAAAUUAACAACAGGUGCACCAGGAGGGCGAUGAUGAGGCAACCCCCAAAACAGGAAGGACUUUUUUUCCCUCCUUUUAUCUAAUUUCUUUUCACUAUUCUGGGAUUUGGUAAGGGUCAGUGUCACUACCCUUAGCAGAUGAUUCCUGGACCCUGCAGAGGUUACAUAGGUAGUCCAACUCCUCCAGGAUGGCACAUCAAUACGUGCCAUUGUCAUAAGGUUUAAAAUUCCAAGAGACAGGCAGUUACUCUGGGAGAGCUGGACAGGGCUGUAGGAAGUCCUUAAACCAUCAGCAGGACUGGUAUCUGCUCCUUUGUGCAAGGAGGAACAGGAAAAUGGACCAGGCUGUAGCAUCUUUUUUUCACUUUAAUUUUUGAGGUGUCUUUGAAUUAAGCCCCUUAAGAUAAUUUUAAUUUCCUCAAACGAAGAGGCAUCCAUUCAUUCCUAUCUCAUUACUCCAGUCCAUAUCAGUAUUAGAUAUCCAUUAUGAUUUUUUCCCAUUGAGAUCUGAUGUGUUUUCAUAGUGGUCAAUUCAUGUUUUUUGAGUAGUCCAUUUAGUAACACAAAUAAGAUUAAUACUGGGUUCAGCCCCCUGUCACCUUCGAUUUGAUAAGUGGUUAACAAAAAGGAUGGAUGGACUAUGUCUGUGAAGGUUCUCAGUCAUCUAGGUCAUCAUAUUCUAAAGACCUUGGAAAGAAAAGCGUAUCGACUUCUUUAAGUUGCGAGAAGCUUCUUCAGUUCUAAGGUCAAAAUAUAUAAGACCUUGAACUGAAGAAGGUCUUUGGAUGAGAGGUGAAACGUCUUCAAGCAACUUAAAGAAGUCCAGACGCUUUUUUUCCCAAGCUCCUUACACGAUGGAUGGACUACAUAUUUAGUUAAUAUAUAUAUCAAAUAUAAUAAUAAAACUAUUACUUUUAAUAACAGGAAAGCAAUACAUAAGAAUAGGCUGGAUGGAGAACAAAUGACAGCAGGAAAGUGUAGCUCGAUUGCUAAAAAUAAAGUGUUAUAUCGAGAAAAAGUGUACUUUCAGUGUUGAUCAAAAUGUAUAAUUCUCCUUUCUUUAGCCUUAUACACAGUUUGUUGUUUACCAGUAUUAUGAUUUUUAUUAUUGCUCCCAGAUUUAUUUUUUACUAUGCAAUGUAACCACUCAUGCUGGCUCUAAAGGUAAAUUUGCCUGAUAAAUAUUUUGUAUAAGACAACUGUGUUUCUAAUUUCCUUUGAGGACUUGAUGGACUGAAGCUAAUGUAGACUUGAGGUCCACAAAUAAAAUUUCUUAACAUUUGAUAACUUGCCUUUGUACUGUUUUCAUGUAAUCCCAGGUUCUUAAGCAAACAUUGCAAUACUGUACAUUUCACUGACAAAUACAGAUAGUGACCUCAUUCAGGUUAAAAAAGAAAC